AUGGCGCGCGGAUGGUCGAAGCGAUUUCUGGGAUCUGUGUUGCUGGGUGCUCUGGCAGGAUCAGGAAUAGGCGGAGUCCAGGCUGAGGAUUCCCAAAUCCCGCUGCCGAGUUAUCAUUAUGAGGCGCAGAUUCCAGUUAGUUGUUUGAAUCGGAGCAUCGAUACAGGGGAACACAUCUCUGAGGAGUCUUCGGGCGAACUACAGUAUAUCCCCUUCCCCGUGUGCAAUGAGACCGGGAAGCCGCUGGAACUGCGAUAUGGGGUCGAAGAAGAACUCAACUGUACCAUCCCCAUGAUAACAGAUCCCUUCUUUCACCUCCUCGAAUUCUAUAUCCAUAAUGACGCCCCCCUUUCCUGCCGCAUCCCCUCCCGACCUCCCCGAACACUCCAAUACAAAGACCAACCUCCCUCCAAGACCGAAUACGUCCCUCUUAUCUUCGCGCUCGCAGGAACACUCCAGCUGUCUCACCUCCAUAUCUCAACCCACCUCAAUAUCCUCCUCCAUUCAACUCCCAAGGAUCACCUCCAACGCCGUGACUCAGGCGUCAUCGACUCUGGUGCAGCAUACUCCACCUCUCCGCUGUCACACACGGUCGGCCCUGCAGCCCUCACGAAAAAACUUGUAAUAGGUGACCCCCUUCCCUUGAAGUUGUCGGUUCGAUGGUUCCCUACUCCUCAGCUCCCGCGAGAAAACGGGAAAGUGCAGUGGGCUGGUAUGGGAGGACAUUUCUAUGUUAGCACCGCGUUUUAUUGCCUAGUUUCGGCGGGUGCUGGGGCAAGUAUUGUGACGGUUUGGUUUUGGGGGGUUGUGUUACCGAAACGAAUUCGUGACAGGGGGAAAGGACUUGGUGGUGCGACUCCGUUAGGUUAUGGUGUUGGGAAUGGGUGGGGGAUAGGGAAGCGGGACUGA
Molecule: messenger RNA, 909 nt
Organism: Venustampulla echinocandica
Lineage: Eukaryota; Fungi; Ascomycota; Leotiomycetes; Helotiales; Pleuroascaceae
Exons: 3
Coding region: 1-909 (302 amino acids)
Source: RefSeq, a predicted model, not a curated record